UGGCCGUGUGGCAUAUAUGGAAUAAAAUAUCGACCCGCCCGGAGAAAUGUGAAAGUGCAAGUGAAAGGCGCACCAAGAUGACACAGUGGCGUAACAAGGGAAACGUGGCGCCCGUAUCAGCAGUAAAGGACGAAAUUAACCUCUGUCUUCCCUGCAAUUAGUUAUCGGGCCCUAUAGGUCCCGCUAUAUCAGGCUUUGGCAGUUGAAAUGGUUGCGAAAAUUAUAUAUUUGAGAAUUCUACUUUGAAUUCGACCAGCAAUAAAAUCCCUUUUUUAUCGAAUCGAGGUCUUUCGGAAUAUAGAGAAACAGACGCGCCUAUAAUCCCGUACGCCACUGGAACCGCGAGAUGCGGAUAUCCAGGACGAUUUUAGAAAAAAUCCCGGCGGUGGAGUUUAUAUUAUAACAACGGCGCGUGGUUUGAAAAUUUCAUUUUGCUUUUUCCCGUACCGCUAGUGACUACGAGUGUGAGAUCAUGAUUAAGUUCGUAGGUUUUUUGGACGCUGUCGUGUGGUCUCUGCUGGUAUCGGUCAUCGCCACUCAAUCGCUCCAGGUCGUCGGCAUCGUGGAAUACCCUACGAAAGCGGAAACGCCGUUCGAAAUGGGAAGACCAUUUGAUUUGCAAUCCGACGGGCUGCUGAAUAGAGAUAAGAGACAGGCUGAGACUGAGGACAGGUCACAGUUUAUAGACACAUUGUUCAACAUCCCGAUCAAAACACUGACAGCCGUCAACAACCUGAUUCAAAGCUCGAGACCUGCCAUAAGGAAGGUCCGGGAGUUCAUGUCGAAGAGAUUCGAGAAGACAACCAAGGCGCCGGACACGGAACCCCAGCUCCAGAAACGAUCUUAUCCGGUAUACGUCAGACCCAAGGACGAAAAAAACUGAUCCAUGUCGCCUCUACCCUCCAUACGGUCUGUUACUUUUGUAUAAUCGCUUGACGUCAAGUCGCGUGGAAACUGCAAUCUGCAAAGGUUGCUGCUAGGGGUAGCAGGCCCUUUAAAAAUAUUAAAUCAUGUGCCCCCACUCUGACCACCGUUUGCACGAAAGCUGACGUUUUAUAGUGUGGUGUUUUUAGGUUAAGUUACACCUCUGGGAUGUUUUUUGUUAAUAACCUUUUUUUUAUUACUGGGCCAUUUAAAUCUGUUUAAUAUUUUCACUAGUAUUGUUAUUUGUAUUAUUAUUUAAUUAUUCAUUAGACUGCAUAUACAUAAUACAUAUGUGAUACAUCUACUUAUAACUUAUAAUUGCCUGUUUAAUGCGAAACUGCUAUAUGCCAUGUUUGUUGCG
Messenger RNA from Cylas formicarius (sweet potato weevil), 1285 nucleotides. RefSeq lists its product as uncharacterized. The transcript has 5 exons. The coding region runs from base 473 to 883 and encodes 136 amino acids. Lineage: Eukaryota; Metazoa; Arthropoda; Insecta; Coleoptera; Brentidae. The record is from RefSeq and is a predicted model, not a curated record.